AUGGGAAAACGGUUAUGCCAGGAGGCCUACUGCGAAGCACGGGCAUAUUACGGAAACCCCCAGGGCAGAGUGCUAGAGUUUUGCUCAGAGCAUUCCAAGCCAGGCAUGGUCAAUCUCAUCCGCAAGAGGUGCGGCCACCCAGGGUGCAUCAAAUUGCCGUCAUAUGGUACAGCCGGCAGCAAAACGCGGGAGUUCUGCUCAAGGCACUCGAAGCAGGGCAUGGUUGAUGUCGCCAGCAGGAGGUGCGGCCACCCAGGUUGCAUCAAGCAGCCAUCGUAUGGGACAGCUGGCAGCAAGAAGGCCGAGUUCUGCGUGAACCACUCCAAGCCAGGAAUGGUCGAUGUGGCCAGCAAGAGGUGCGGCCAUCCAGGGUGCAUCACGAGUCCGUCAUAUGGUACGGCCGGCAGCAAAACGCGUGAAUUCUGCUCAAGGCACUCGAAGCAGGGCAUGGUUGAUGUCGCCAGCAAGAGGUGCGGCCACCCAGGUUGCAUCAAGCAUCCGUCACACGGUGCAGCCGGUGGCAGAACGCGUGAAUUCUGCUCAACGCACGCGAAGCCAGGAAUGGUCCAUUUAUUCUAUGUCAAGAGGCAAGGUUAAGGUCCUCUUGCCAUGGACGGUCGGUCAUGCCGAUCUUCAAUGGCCGUUGGGAAUGCAGGAAUCACGAUUUGUAGCGGCGCAAGCGUCCCACACUGGUCUUUUCUUUUCGCUGUGAUUUUUCAUUACACCGUGUAGACAAUUGUGCAGGAGAUGCGUCCAGGUAGCGAAGCAACCCACACGCACGUGCACACAGCUUCGCCCGCCAUUUUCGUAUUCGUUGACUUGCGAACGAGAUACGGGGAACAGAGGGCAACUCAAGGUGCCCCACAUGCAAUAUGCGAAGCACUGCUGAGAUACCCUAGCACUGCGGUGAAACUUCCGCCGUGUCGAGAACUUGGUGACACCAGAACAUGUUAGCAUGAGGAUGACGCGCCGACAGAAAAGGAGGAUGCGUGACGGAAAUAAGGGGUGGGAUUCCUUGAGAGCAUGGUCUCCGGCUUCCCUAUCACGGGGGCCAUGGGUCAUGUGGUGGGUGGAUGACAAUACCAAAGUGUGUCGAAUCAGGGGUGUGAUACCUUUGAUCGCGGAAAUGUUGGUAUCGAACUUGCACGAUAGGUGGCUUUGUGAGGGUAUGGCAUGGUACUGCCGUUCACUACACAGUCUACAGCACCGUACCCCAACACGUUCCACACUGCCUACCCACGUCUCUUUAUCGGUUCCCA
Molecule: messenger RNA, 1259 nt
Organism: Ectocarpus sp. CCAP 1310/34
Lineage: Eukaryota; Phaeophyceae; Ectocarpales; Ectocarpaceae
Source: the annotation of a GenBank genome assembly